AUGAUUCGUGGAAACGGAUCUCCUGGCGCAGCCAGUAGCAACCGUUCCUCCGACGAGGCUGCUUCUCACAAUGGCUCUCCUGAGACCAAGCUCACUGCAUUCUCCCCCGAGGAUGCCCGCAUAAAGUCCCUUUUGGACAAUUCAGGUGCCAUUGGCCUUCACAGACACGAAACCAUGACUUUUACACCUGUCCAUAAGCCGGGAAUUGGCCAGGAUGCAUUCAGGACCAUUUCGGGACCAAAUGCACGAAUCCAGCUCUCUCCCACGGCAAGCCCUUUCACUCCAGCCAGCUAUAUCCAGAGUAGAUUUACUGGAAAUGAGAGUGUCUCGGCCUUUUUGAAACAGAACGAUGUUUCCCCAGCCACAAUCAGCUACUUAGCAGCGAAUUCUGACCCGGAAACCCCAUUCACUCCAAAUGGUUCUUUCGCUCGAAACUCCCCUCCACGUUUCGGCCCGAUUGCUCCCGGUGGUCCUGUUCAUUUGACUUAUCCCAAGCAGGAUGAAGCAGCUCGCUCGAAGAUGAGCUACUUGACAGCCACCUCCGAACCGGAAACUCCGUUUACUCCGAACGGGUCACUUGCUCGCAACUCGCCUCCACGUUUCGGUACCAUUGGUCACCCUUACGUGGCUCCGACACCCAUUCAUAUGGCGUAUUGCCAGUUUGGUACUUUUGACAAGAUCAACCGCAGUCGUGCAUUUACCAUUGAAGGCGCACCGACGGACUUAGCCCACUUGACCAUUGUUAGCCUUUUUGAUCGCCAUGAGUUCAGCACUCUCAAGGGGCCUAUCCUUACUGAACUGGGCACUCAUGGAAAAAUAUAUGUCGGUUUUACCGAUAGCCGCGAUGCCAAAGCUGCUUUUGAUAAAGUCAAAAAGCAGUAUCCCGCCUGGUGUUUGCAGGCCUUGACUGCCAAAGAGUUUACUGGAAAACACGAUGCGACUUAUGUGGGUGCAACUUCUGACUAUGAAGGUUACAUCUUUGCUUCGGUUUAUUUCAAUGGCAACAAUCCAGCUGCGGAUGGACGCGUGAUCUCCCACAAUUUCAAGAACAUUCUCGAGAAGUUCGGCGACGUCAAAGCCUUCUGCACUAUUCCCACCGAGCAGAGGCAUGUCGUUGACUUUAUGGUCGAGUUCUUCGACACUCGUGCCGCCGAAAACGUCGCUUCCACUUUGAACGGCAGUUCAGUUGAUGAAUGCAUUCUCGAGAUCAACCUCUACAGGCCCGAUGUUGUAGAGAAUCAUUACAUUGAUUUUGAACACAAGGAUGUCUCCGAUGCAGUUACAAAGCAGUCGGUCGGACGCCGCGAUAGCUUUGGACAACCAUAUGUCGAACUCAGUCCGACCGGUCGCUCAACUAUUCCCGUCGGCGAUCCUGCCAGUGAAUUUGGUUGGCUUCGCAAGGCUGAAAACAAUUUCUCCUAUCGUCAUCGUCUCGAAGUUGGACGGCGUCAGGACUCUCGUCCCAGUAACCAGAAUUAUGUUGAUAUCGAGAAGAUUCGACUUGGUCUCGAUGUCCGCACUACUAUUAUGUUGCGCAAUAUUCCCAACAAGAUUGACCAAGUAAUGCUAAAGAACAUUGUUGACGAGACCAGUUUCGGCAAGUAUGACUUUAUGUAUUUGCGUAUCGCGUGGGCUAUGCCUUCAUCAACUUCGAGGAUUUUGCCAACGCUCGUGCUGGUCGUACAUGGAAUUGCUUCAACAGCGAUAAGGUCGCAGAGAUCUCGUAUGCCACCAUUCAAGGAAGAGAUUGUCUCGUUCAAAAGUUCCGCAACAGCUCCGUCAUGUUGGAGCAUCCAUCCUUCCGUCCUAAAGUAUUUUCACACAAUAAAUGUACUUCAGUUCACUCUUUCUAAUUCUUUACAGUUGUUCUAUACUGGCAGUGGGCCACUGGCUGGUACAGAAGAGCCUUUCCCCGGCCCUGACAAUCCAUCGAAGAUGCGACGCAGCGUCGAAAAUGCCGAACACGUUGGCAUGUAUAAACUCGUGAAGACCUCCGUACCGAAACCGGGUCUGUACUAA
Molecule: messenger RNA, 2019 nt
Organism: Coccidioides posadasii C735 delta SOWgp
Lineage: Eukaryota; Fungi; Ascomycota; Eurotiomycetes; Onygenales; Onygenaceae
Source: RefSeq, a predicted model, not a curated record